AUGAGAGGCAUUCCUCUAAGAUGUACCAUUUGCCACCAAACUGGCCACAACAAAGCCAUAUGCCCAAGUAAGCCAACUCCAGCUCCAAGCACAGCAAGUCCAAUUCAUUCCACUCCAGAUUCAAGCACAGCAGGUCCAAGUCAUUCAACUCCAGCUCCUGUCAAGAGAACUCUUGUGAAGAAAGCUCAUGUGAAGAAGGCUCCUGUGAAGAAGGGUCCUGUGAAGAGAGGUCCUAUGAAGAAGGUUCCUUUGAAUGAUGCUGGUAGGGUGAGAAAGUCUUCAGAAAGAAUCACAGAAAUUGGUCUUCAGAAAAAUGUUAAAGUCAAGGAUGGAACUGGAUGCAGCCAAGACAAACCUGUGACCUUAGAGUAA
This is a messenger RNA of Lactuca virosa, 372 nucleotides long. Lineage: Eukaryota; Viridiplantae; Streptophyta; Magnoliopsida; Asterales; Asteraceae. The record is from the annotation of a GenBank genome assembly.